UUUUCAAUAUUUUCCUGACAGAUCGAGCGCUUACAGAACAUUCAUCUGCGACGGGCCUACGAAGCACAAAAGAAGCACAUAGCCUUUAAGAAUGCAACACUUGGAGGAGAAAGGGAAAAGACUCUUUACCAUGGGACAACCCACGAAAACUGUAACUCCAUCAUGAAAACUGGGUUCAACAGGCGCUUCGCAGGACAAAAUGCGACGGUAUAUGGAGAAGGAACCUACUUUGCUGUAAAUGCGUCCUACUCAGCACAAAGCACUUACUCCAAGCCAGGUGCUGACGGCUCUCAGCUGAUGUUUAUGGUUCGGGUUCUCACUGGCGUCUACGCUCAGGGUCAAAAAGGAAUGAAGGUGCCUCCACCACGCAACGCCCAACAACCCAAUGAGCGCUGUGACAGCGUGGUGGACGAUAUAAACAACCCCAGCAUGUAUGUUGUGUUCCAUGAUGACCAAGCCUAUCCAGAUUAUCUGAUCACCUUCAACCCAGCCCCAAGCUCAGAGCCCAGCCCCAAGCUCAAAGCCCAGCACCAAGCUAUCAGAGUCCAGCUCCAACCUCAGGGCCCAGCACCGAGCUCUCAAAGUCCAGCUCCGAGCUCUCAAAGUCCAGCACCGAGCUCUCAAAAUCCAGCACCGAGCUCUCAAAGUCCAGCACCGAGCUCUCAAAGUCCAGCUCCGAGCUCUCAAAAUCCAGCACCGAGCUCUCAAAGUCCAGCACAGAGCUCUCAAAGUCCAGCACCGAGCUCUCAAAGUCCAGCACAGAGCUCUCAAAGUCCAGCACCAAGCUCUCAAAAUCCAGCUCAGGCUCCAGCUCCAAGCUCAGAGCAUGGCUCCAAGCUCUCAAAGUCCAGCUCAGGCUCCAGCUCUAAGUUCAGAGCAUGGCUCCAAGGUCUCAGAGUCCAGCACCAAGCUCAGGGUACAGUUCCAAGCUCCCAGAGCCCAGCUCCAAGCUCAAAGCCCUAAGCUCUCGGCCUCCAAAGGUCUUGCUUCCUAAGGCUGAAAAGGAAAAUUUACAGUGAGGUGAGAGUAGGGAUGGAUUUAGAUUUUAUGGCUUUAUGCCAAACCAGUGCUUGAAAGGUGGGGGGAACCUAGGUAUUAAGUAUUUUGCUUGUUUGUAAUCAAGUGCUUUAGAAAAGAAGACUGGUGAUUGAUUAUAAUGGUUCUGGUCUCUAAAGGGUGAAACAGGUGCUUAAAAAAUGGAAAAAAAAAGAAAAAAAAAA
Oryzias melastigma (Indian medaka) is the source of this 1220-nucleotide messenger RNA. RefSeq names its product lysine-rich arabinogalactan protein 19-like. Gene Ontology annotation, biological process: negative regulation of gene expression. The record is from RefSeq and is a predicted model, not a curated record. The transcript has 3 exons. Gene Ontology annotation, molecular function: NAD+ poly-ADP-ribosyltransferase activity; transcription corepressor activity. Bases 163 to 963 code for a protein of 266 amino acids. Gene Ontology annotation, cellular component: cytoplasm; nucleus. Lineage: Eukaryota; Metazoa; Chordata; Actinopteri; Beloniformes; Adrianichthyidae.